GUUGAUUAUCAAGGUGUAUUAAAGUUAGAAAAUCAAGUAUUUAUAUAUAGCUUACAAUAUGUUGACAUCUGUCUUUCAAAAACUCCCAGUGACAGCUCUCAGCAUGAAUGAGGAUCAUAUAUUUGUUGGGCAAGGUGGUACUGUCCAGAUUUUCAAGUUUUUCAAAGAAAACCAACUUACUUUAUUCCAGGAGUUACAACUUUUUAAAAACUCUGUGGUACAUGGGAUUAAGUGUGUAUCUUUUUCUAAUGCACUUGAAGUAAUUGUCUACGGUGGAAAAAAUGUUUCUGUUUUAACAUCAGAUUGCUCUGAUGAAAAUUUUAAAGAAAAACACAAGUUUGAAUGUUAUGAUUGGGUUUUAGACACCACUUUUAUUCAAGGUCCACAGCGUUGUAUAGCUGUUGCCCUUGCCCAUAACACUGUACUAAUCAUCGAUCUUCAAACAUCUGCGUUUCUUCAUGAAAUUCAUUGCAAGGAGAAAUGUAUUUUAUAUUCAGCUCAUUUUAUUCAAUAUGGGGAGCAGCUCACAGCAUAAAUGAGUUGAUAUUAUGUGCCGGUACUGUAUUCAAUCAGAUAGUUGUGUGGCAACCAUGUGUUGGGGGUGGGUUGGUUGAAAUAAUGGAAAGGGUGG
Messenger RNA from Ciona intestinalis (vase tunicate), 631 nucleotides. Lineage: Eukaryota; Metazoa; Chordata; Ascidiacea; Phlebobranchia; Cionidae. The record is from RefSeq and is a predicted model, not a curated record.